Messenger RNA from Zophobas morio, 731 nucleotides. It is a transcript of the gene Dh31, whose product is annotated as diuretic hormone class 2. Gene Ontology annotation, molecular function: G protein-coupled receptor binding; diuretic hormone activity. The transcript has 4 exons. The record is from RefSeq and is a predicted model, not a curated record. NCBI's taxonomy places the organism in Eukaryota, Metazoa, Arthropoda, Insecta, Coleoptera, Tenebrionidae. The coding region runs from base 79 to 438 and encodes 119 amino acids. Gene Ontology annotation, biological process: body fluid secretion.
CCCUCACAGUUACAACCCCACAUUACAAACGACUUCACAGCCUACAAGACAUCGACCAACAGGUGACUAACGCGGAAGAUGAAGACAUCAAUGAUUCACGGCAACGGAGUCUCCUUGUUGAUGCUCCUGGCAGCAGGAGUCAUCUUGUUCGAAGCGUCUACGACUUAUGCAGCCCCCCAUUCAUCCAGGUAUUAUCCUGGAUAUUAUUCGCCCCUCUCCAUGGAAGGACAAAAUCCUGAAUAUCUCCUUCAAACGAUCGCCAGACUGAGGCAAGCUUUGAUUGCGGAUGACGAUUUAGAAAACUCCAAACGUGGCCUAGAUCUAGGCUUAGGCCGAGGUUUCUCCGGUUCUCAAGCUGCCAAACACCUUAUGGGUCUGGCCGCCGCCAACUUUGCCGGAGGUCCAGGCAGAAGACGUCGAAGCGAAGAAGAAGCUUAAAUUGGAAAAAUUCUCUUCAUUCCAACAGUUCCUAAUGUUAAAUUUAACCCCUCUAUCAUUUCUGUCGUGUAUAGUAGAAGCCCACUCAUAGUAGUAUUAGAUAUAGUUAAUGUAUGAUACAAGGAAAAUGUGUAAUAGCCCUUUUCCCAACCCUCUGUAUACUGACGUUUCUGAAAAUAAAGCACAGGUCGAAAUUAAACCACCUUGAUUUUUCAGCGUGUGAACUAUUGUUUGUUAGUUAAGAAAUGUAUUGUACAGCAAUUAUAUUUCAUUUAAAUAAAGUUUAAAAUAUC